CUUUUACUCUCGCACUCUCAUGGACAUGCGUAAGAUCGCCUUAAGCCCAACGGUCUCUCUGGGAGGCUACAUCACCUCGUCCAGCACCCAGAGACGAUCCUUUGCCUUGGCCUCCAUGCGGAGCGUGCACGGGAGAUCCGACUCCAGCAACAACUCUGCCUCCCCGCUGUGGCCGUCCACGGCCGACGAUCUGACCCCGUACCGCAUCCUUGGGCUACAGCCCGGCGAACCGUAUCGCAAGAGCGCCUUCUACGAGCGGGCCAAGCUCUACCACCCCGACCGACACAGGGCCGUGCCGUCCGGGCUGGCCCCGGCCAUUCGGGCCUCGCGGUACCGGAUGGUCGUCGCCGCUCACGAACUGCUCUCGGACCCGCACAAGCGGGAGGCCUACGACCGUUCAGGCGUGGGGUGGAAGUGGGGACGCCCUUCUGGGCCGGGGCCUGGUCCUGCCGGUGCUGGUACCGGUACUAGUGCUGAUGCAAGUGACUACAGCAAUGCGACAACUGCCGCCGACAGAAACCCCCCCGCGCUGCGAUUCUUCCGCACGCGCUCCGGCCUGCUCCUCGUGGUCGUCAUUCUCGUCUUCUUCCAGAGCUGUCUAUUUAUUGUUCAGUACAAUAAGGCGCAGCUCCGCGCAUGUCAAGUCCACCGGCAUUGCCAGCGCUUGCUGGAGCGCCGCCGUACCCGCGCGGGUAACCUGGCUGCCCUGCCGGCCGCCCAGCUCGAGCGCUUUCUCCUCAAUCGUGAUCCCAGCGGUAUGGGGCUGACGGGGGUUGAAAGGUAUGUCUAUCGGGAUGUCCUGCCUACUUGCGCGCAUGGUCCUGUGUAG
Messenger RNA from Aspergillus brunneoviolaceus CBS 621.78, 829 nucleotides. Its product is annotated as J domain-containing protein. The transcript has 2 exons. The record is from RefSeq and is a predicted model, not a curated record. NCBI's taxonomy places the organism in Eukaryota, Fungi, Ascomycota, Eurotiomycetes, Eurotiales, Aspergillaceae. Bases 20 to 829 code for a protein of 269 amino acids.